ACCUCAUGGUAGAACCCUCUAGUGAGAGCACUGUGACAACGCAUUGUAGGGUCAAUUCGUGACUGAGAGCUUGCCGAGAGCAUUGACUGCGAGCGACACGUCGGCUUUUGUGUAAUUUUCGAUGGCAGGUGAAAUUGACCGCCAAAGUGUAUUAAUAUUCCCUGUUAUCCAGUCCAGGGCAACGACUGAGUCGAGCUGAAAAUCUGAUAUCAGGGUCAUAAUAUUUAUUCACAAUGCGUAUCGUUCAGUUGAAGAGAAGUCGACUCAUCAAUCUCUUCUUAGGUCUAGUUCUGUUUGUAACUGUUCUUUAUGCUCUGUAUGUUUUUUCAUCGGAUACCCAGUCAAGCAAUCUUAAAAAUUACUGGGCUGCAGCCUCAACAGCUCGAAAGUUGCCAGUACUCAGUGAAGAACUAGGAAAUUUUGAGCCACGAAAUGUGGUACCUAGGAUUGGUCCGGGUGAGGAAGGAAAGGCUCACAUCUUGAGAGAAGACCAACAGAAUGAUGUACAACAAUCUGAAUCUGAUUAUGGUAUGAAUAUGGUCUGUUCUAAUGAAAUUUCUUUAGACAGAUCUGUCCAUGACACCAGGCCUGCUGAGUGCAAGCACUGGAACUAUGCAAGCGACCUGCCAAAAACUAGCGUGAUAAUAGUAUUUCACAAUGAGGGAUGGUCGGUCCUGAUGCGCACAGUACACAGUGUGAUCAACAGAACACCACCUGAAUUUUUGGAAGAGGUACUUUUGGUGGACGACUAUUCCAACAAAGAAAAUUUAAAAGGGGAGUUAGAUUCCUACAUCGAGCGAUGGGAUGGAAAAGUGCGUUUGAUAAGAAACCACGAGCGGCAGGGCUUGAUAAGAACAAGAUCUCGUGGUGCUCGAGAAGCCACUGGGGAAGUUAUUGUGUUUUUAGAUGCGCAUUGUGAGGUCAAUACCAACUGGUUACCACCACUGCUUGCACCAAUUUACGUGAACAGCAAGGUGAUGACUGUUCCAGUAAUCGAUGGAAUAGACCAUAAAACUUUUGAAUAUCGCCCAGUCUAUCAGGAAGGACAUUUAUAUCGGGGGAUCUUCGAAUGGGGAAUGUUGUAUAAAGAAAAUGAGCUGCCUAGAAAAGAGGCAAAAACGCGACCCCAUAAUAGCAUGCCCUACAAGUCACCUACACAUGCAGGGGGUUUAUUUGCUAUUAAUCGUGAAUAUUUUCUAAGCCUGGGCGGGUAUGAUGAUGGUCUCUUGGUUUGGGGUGGAGAAAACUUUGAACUCUCUUUUAAAAUAUGGCAAUGCGGAGGUAGCAUCGAAUGGGUACCCUGCUCUCACGUCGGUCACGUCUAUAGAGGUUUCAUGCCAUAUACCUUUGGGAAAUUGGCUCUUAAGAAGAAAGGACCCCUCAUUACUAUUAAUUACAAACGAGUGAUUGAAACUUGGUUUGAUGAGAAGCACAAAGAGUUCUUUUACACAAGGGAACCUCUCGCUCGAUUGUUAGAUCAUGGAGAUAUUACAGAGCAAUUAGCUCUGAAAGAAAGACUGCAGUGCAAAGACUUCCAAUGGUUCAUGGAUAACGUGGCUUAUGAUGUACUUGACAAAUAUCCAGAGCUUCCACCAAAUAUACAUUGGGGAGAGCUUCGUAGUGUUGCAACUGCAUCAUGCCUAGACACUAUGGGCCAUGCCCCUCCUAGCCUAAUGGCAACAUCUCCCUGCCAUGGAUUCGGUAAUAAUCAGCUCAUCAGACUAAACGCGAAAGGACAGUUGGGUAUUGGUGAGCGCUGUGUAGAAGCAGAUGGCCAGGGUGUCAAAUUAGCAUUUUGCAGAGUUGGUACAGUCGAUGGCCCUUGGCAAUACGACGAAGUAAAAAACGAAAACUCUCAUGCACAGGGCACACAAGAAAUGCAUGGCACUACAUCCGCAGACACAGCACCUAUCAUUGAUGCCGUGUGAUUUGAACAAUACUUAUCAACAGUGGACCUUCCAUCAAAUGCAUCCACGUUGGUGAGGUAGGUUUUUGUUAUUGUUAUAAUCUUUGCGAUGUGCAAGUUCCCAGGUUGUACCGAAUGUACCUCAUCAAAACAAACAAUUUUCGCGUCAUGACAUAUAUUACUCUAUAGCUUUGAUUGCUACAAUUUGGGCGUAAUUCAGUCACAAGAGAGAGAUGUAUCUCAAAAAAUGUUAAGUGAUAUUUAUCAGCAAGGAAAUUUGAGUUUUACGGUCAAAAAAUUAUGAGAUAAAUGAAUGAGAGUAACUAUAUCAGAUCGGGGUGCACAAAGAUUUUCCUUGCACGAUAAUUACUUUUUCAAGGUCGCUUCUUAAUAUGACAUUCCAUUUCAUUCCAUUUCAUUCAUUUUGAUUGUUCAUACUAAUUGCUGCUUAUGCAACUUGAGAUUCCAAGGUUGAAUUUUCAGUCUGGUGCAUCAUUGGAAAUAUUGAACAAAAUGUACAUCCAGAUACUAUUUCAUUGCGUGAGAUCAACCUAUCUCUAUGAUUAAUUGUAAGAGUUUUCGUUGCAAUAUAGUCACAAAGUUACAUACGAGAUAUCCCAGGGCAUAUGCAGCUUCUAGUUAGUCAACGUGGAAUUGAAAAUAGAUUUUAAUCAAACAGAAUUUCUGAAAAUGACGAUCAGUUUUGCUAUAGUUUUAAACACAAUAAUUCUUCCUGGCGUUUAUACUUAAUAAUGACACGUACACAUAGUUAUAAAUCUGGAUUUCUAGAAUAUUCGUGUUAAUUCGUAUACACACUUUUAUUUAUUAUUCAACGAGUUGGAAGUCACAUAUGAAUUUCCUCAAAAGACAAUAACAAGUUAUUCCUCCCAUACUUCGUGCAUUUAUAUUACAAACAUAUAUUUUUGAUCACUCAAUCACGAAAAGUUGUACAUACGUGUUACGUUUAUACGUUGCACGAACGUGACUAAGUUUAUUAGUUUCAAUUAUUUAUGGCAUGUGGUAUAUUCGCAAGUUGAAACAUAUUGGACGAAUUAUUACUAUUUUUACAACAAUAAACAACACGUGAAAGUUCAGAGUGGAUGAAAAAAAUCGACAAAACGAAUAGCUACUACUCUGAUUAUGAGUAAUAAAUGGUGAAUUCUCAAAUGGGCGGAAGCAAAUUAUCACGAAUGAUAGUGAAUCGUUGUAGUGUAAGGGUGUUGCUAUUUUAUUAAAAUGAAGUAAAUUUUUUAUCAACA
Athalia rosae (coleseed sawfly) is the source of this 3165-nucleotide messenger RNA. It is a transcript of the gene Pgant7, whose product is annotated as N-acetylgalactosaminyltransferase 7. Gene Ontology annotation, cellular component: Golgi apparatus. Bases 234 to 1928 code for a protein of 564 amino acids. The transcript is spliced from 11 exons. Lineage: Eukaryota; Metazoa; Arthropoda; Insecta; Hymenoptera; Athaliidae. The record is from RefSeq and is a predicted model, not a curated record.